Molecule: messenger RNA, 5640 nt
Organism: Pleuronectes platessa (European plaice)
Lineage: Eukaryota; Metazoa; Chordata; Actinopteri; Pleuronectiformes; Pleuronectidae
Gene: zbtb7b
Product: zinc finger and BTB domain containing 7B
Exons: 3
Coding region: 1404-3167 (587 amino acids)
Biological process (GO): positive regulation of gene expression; regulation of transcription by RNA polymerase II
Molecular function (GO): protein binding; DNA-binding transcription factor activity, RNA polymerase II-specific; RNA polymerase II cis-regulatory region sequence-specific DNA binding
Source: RefSeq, a predicted model, not a curated record
UUUAUCACAACUUACAGAGAUACAAACUGUACAAAGACAAGGUCGAGUGAUGCUUUUAAACUUUGUCCUACACAGAUUUAGGGCGUCAGAUAAUGUUUCUCUUUCAACCAUGAUGCUUCUUCCACGAGAAGUGUUAUUAUAUCUGCUGAUGACUUUACUGGACAUGUGUGCAGGAUGUAUCGAUGGAAAUAAGUUAUUGUAUUUAUUAAAUCGAUGUUUGGUCUCUGAAAUGUCAGACAUACUGGUCACAACCUCCCAAAGCCUGAGGUGACGUCUUCACAUGUCGUGUUCUGUCCAAAAGCCAAAGAUAUUCAGUAGCAGACAAACUGAGAAUCAGAGUUCAUCUGGCAUCUUUGCCUAAAAAUGACUUAAGGGAUUAAUCCAUGAUCAAAAUAGCUGUAGCUGGGAUCUAUUUGUCAAUUCACUAAUUAUAGUCAUUACCGCUCUUGUUUGAUGUGAAUGAAAAAAUCAUGUGUGUCUGUGUGUGUGUUUGUGCAGAAGACAACGCAAACAAAUGCCUCUUAACUUCCACACGUCUCUGUAUCAACAGUCGACCAAUCAAACGUUCUUAACCAAUGUCCUCGUUGCCUCACACAAAGGAGAUAGCGCUUAUGAAAAUACUUUGGCUGGAAAAAAUAACAGUAAAUAUCUGUUGUCGAGGCCGCGCUGUUAUUCAACCACAAGCCGUCAGUGACGUCAGUUUCAAAGGAAGAGCUCUGUGCACCUCACCCACUCUGUAGUACGCUGCUGUACCAUUUAACUCUCAUAUUGCACCGACCUUAUGUUUGUUCUGGGGUGUACUAUGACUCAUAAUGCCAAUAUGAUUUUGGUUCUUACACUGUUCUUCAACUUUGACAUUCUCUGACUAGACUAAAAAAAUAUUGGUAUUUCUGAGGUGUUUUGGUUGCAUGUGCCGGCUUCCUGCCUGUCAGGCCCGCUCAGCUCACGCCCGGGGUUUGAAGCUUGAAGGUUAUUUAUUCUGCAUCAUCCACGGUCCGACCAUGACAUGACCCCAGAUGCACCCAUCCACCUGCUUUGCCGCUUUCUGAGCGGGCAGACGGCGACGAGGCAGAGAUCCUGUUUAUCGGAAACUGUUCGGAAAAUGGGCCGUUGGCUUUUGGAGAGGGGGGGUGCGUAGGCGACCCGGGGGGAGGGGUAUCUCUGAACCUGUCUUUGGCGCUGUGCACCCUCUUUUGAUACAACAGGAAGGAGAGUGAGUGACAGAAUGUGCGAGAGAGGCAGACAUCCCGAGGGAGAAACGCUUAACCCCAAGUUCUGACAGAGAGAUCAGACGUUUUAGGUUCUGAGCGUAGAAGGAAGUACAAAAAAAACGAGAGUGGUUUCCAAAAGACCGAGAGGAGGAACGCGAGGGAGAAGAAUCUGUUGGUGCACAGAGCGAAAAUAUGGAUGCCAUGAGGCGCACGCUGCUGACUGUGCCCGUGCGCAUAAAGACAGGGAAGGUGGCAAUGUCUCCAGGAGAGGACGGUCUGAUCGGGAUCCCCUUCCCAGAGCACAGCAAUGAGGUCUUGUCCCACCUCAAUGACCAGAGGAGGACGGGGCUCCUGUGUGACCUCACGCUGACCUCCCGCGGGGCUCGCUAUCCAACUCACCGCUCGGUCAUGGCCGCCGUCAGUUUAUACUUCCGUGGGCUGUUCGGGGCCGAGGAGGGGGGCGGCGAGGGCGGAGGGGGGUUCAGCGUUUGCCAGCUGGACUGCGUGGCGCCCGAUGCCCUGGACGCCUUGCUGGAGUUCGCCUACACCGCCACGCUGACCGUCCCGAGCUCUGGCAUGAGAGACGUGCUGCGAGGGGCUCAGCUCCUGGGCAUCCAGUGUGUGGCUGAUGCCUGCAGAGACAUCCUGGGGGAGACGGUGGAGGCCGAGGGGGAGACGGCCGAGGAGCAGAGAGCCCAACACACAGCCCCCAAGAGGAUGCCAGAGGGAGAGAGGGGUGUAGAGAGAUGCUCCCGGAGAAAAAAUUACAAAAAGAAAGUGAAAAACGUUGGGUUGCACCACAUCACUUCCUCGGUUUUGAUCGCCUCACCUGCUUCUCCCAUCUCUCACCCUUCGCCUGCGUCCGACAGCCUCCGCUCCUUCCCGUCCACCCAGCCGCCCAGCCCCGAUCAGGAGGAGCUGUGCCCCAAGUUAGGGCAAAACGGAGGAGACCCCAGGUUGAUCAGAGAGCCAGGGAGGGGUGCCACCAUGAACGGGGGGCCGCUUCACUGGAUGCAUGAGCGCCCGCGUUCAGCCCACCCUCCUCCUGUCCCACGAUCGAUUGACAAGCUGUCGGAGAACGAGGACAUGGAAGGCGAUGACGGCGUGCUGAUGGGAAGCACCUCCACGCCUACAUCUGUCGCUGAGCGAGGAGCGGCAACGUCAGCGGUGGGAGCGGGGAGGAAGAGGAAGUCUCAGACGCCCCAGCAGUGUCCCGUCUGUCAGAAGAUCAUCCACGGGGCGGGAAAACUGCCCCGGCACAUGAGGACACACACCGGAGAAAAACCCUUCCAGUGCUCGGCCUGUGGAGUCCGCUUCACCCGGAAUGAUAAGUUGAAGAUCCACAUGAGAAAACACACAGGCGAGCGCCCCUACCCAUGCCCCCACUGCCCCGCCAGGUUCCUACACUCGUACGACCUCAAAAACCACCUGUCCCUCCACAGUGGGGCCCGACCCUUCGAGUGCCCGCUCUGCCACAAGGCCUUUGCCCGGGAGGACCACCUCCAACGUCACCGCAAGGGACACAGCUGCCUGGAGCUGCGCACACGCCGGCCCAGGCGUGGUCCUGAGCUCCUGGAGGACGAGAGCGAUGGGGGCCGGAGGGAGCACUCCAACCCUCUUGAUGCUUUGUCGCAUGCCCACUCCUCUGCGUUUCUCCCCAACACGGCCCUGGACGGUGGGGGCGGGUCCAGCCCCGGCCCUUCGCUGCUGUUUCCAGGCGACGUGGAGAGGGGCCGUUUCGCCCUUCAGGCCCUGGCUCAGCUCGGGCCUCACAGGGGUAGGCUGGUCGGCUACCCUCAGCUCUUCCUGCGGGGGCUGGAUCUGCGAGGGGCCAGAGAGGCGGAGAUAGAAGAUCCAGGGGGAACCCAUUCGCCGGCUGCCUUCCGCGAUCAAUGGGCAGAUGAAGGAGAGGAGGAAAUCGGAGAUGAGGAAGUCGAGGAGGAGGACGACGAAUAGUGGAAGGAGAGUGUGUGUCUGUGUGUGUGGGUAAAGCAUCCACAGAAAAAAUUUAAAAAUUAAAAUAAAAAUCUCACUCAGGUGGCUGGACUAAUGACCUGCUGCUCCUAUAUACAGAGCGCUUUAAAGAAAACGAUAAUAUUUAAAGAAAAUAAUGGAAAACGGGUUUUCAGAGAUAUUUUAAAUGUUUGUCUUCUGGCUAUUGGAAUUUAAUUUCAUUUGUCCUUUUAAAUUGUAUUCCUUGUUUGCUGUUUUAUUUGUAUGUAUUUUAGGUCUGAGCUGUUUCUUUAUGAUUGGAUUUUCUAGCUGGACGUGUGUGUGUGUGUUUCAAGUGUGUGAGUACUGGGAUGCUUUUCACUAUGCAAACUAAAAUCCAGAGCAGCAAGUUGGAGGGAUAUUUGAAGAUGUAUAUUUUAGCUACAAAUAUAAUGUAUUGAUUCAGGUGCAAUCCAGAACUCAUAUCAUGUAUAUCUCAAGAAUGUGUGUGUGUGCUCACUGUCCUCUGGUGGUUAUCAGUGGAACUGCAGCCUAAAUCCAACCUGCACAUUAUAAGCAAUAAGGUUCUUUUUAUCUUUUCUUUCUGAUUUUAAUUCUGACUCUUUGCUUUGAUUUGGUGCUUGAACCAAAAGAUUGUAGUUUUGUUUUUCUUGGAUCUCAAGUUAACAGGAGAGGAGAGAAGUGAUUUGUGGCAAAUGUUGGGUUUGAAGAGAAAAAUCCUGCCCAACUGUUUAGAUCGCCAUGAGAGAGCAUCCAUUUCCAUAUGUGAGUGUUGCAGAGCGGUAGAGCUCUGUGUUCGAUGCCUGACCAAAAGAGACGAAUUUUGGAUGAAUGAGUUGAUGCUGAUUAAAUGUUGAAGACAAUUCUUCCUUUUCCCAGAGGCUGCGGAUUUCAGUCUUCCAAUGCACUCCUUACGGUUUCCUUGUUCGGGGAGAAAUCAAAAAAAGUAGAAAAGGGAGCCAGGUGAGGGUAUGAAUGAUCGCUUUCCCCCUGUCUUCUGUAUUUAUUUAUUUAUUGUUAUUUAUUUAUGGCUCUUCUGUUGAAACUCUUGCGCAAGAGCAGAUCCAGGGUUGGAAACAGAUCACAACACCUUUACUCGACUAAGUCUUACAAGAAGCUGCAUUGCGAUAUCGAUUUUUGGCUCAACAUCUCCGUAUACCUAAACGCCUUUUUUUUACGGGCUGCGUGUCUUCUUUUGGCGAUUCUUCCUCAAAAGCGUUCUUUGCACAUUGAAGCCUGUCAGGUACUGCAAUAACACAGGCACAUUCCAUCCUCCGGGGUAGAGAGAGAGAGAGAGAGAGAGAGAGAGAGAAGGGAACAGAGCAAACAAAACUUUUUGUAACUGGACCACGAGAUGACUUUGCUGUUUGACGUUUCCAUGCUUUUCUGUUGUUGAAUCAACAUGUAUAGUACUGUAUCAUUGCAUGGCAGUUCUUAUAGAUCGGCCACCGCUGUGUCUAAAGGGGCCAUUAACUUGUGUUUGUCUGUCUUUGACCAAAAACCUUUUUAGUUUCAUUACGCUUCUCUGGACCAGUACAUUACAGGCUGUAAUGCAGUUAUUAAUGGCUUCUUAAAGACAUGCUGUUGUCUUCUUAUUUCCAAUUCCUGUGAUACCCAUGUAGCCAGAACCUGCUGUAGCAGUUGAUCCGGUCUGGCCUUGUGUGCACUAUCCGCUCCUUGCUGUGUAGUAAACCAUUUUUAUUUUUUUUAUUUCCUGUUUAUUUGCACUAUGAGAUUUGAGAGCUUCAAGCCUUUUUGUCUGAUUUUCUGUCUAGUCCAUUAACUCACUCAAUUCCAUUUUAAAUUUGUGAUCGAAAUAGACAAUAGGACGACGUCUUUGUAACACACAUACAUCGAAUACUCUUCCUCCUGUAUACUGGUACAGCUAUUGUCAAAUGUAAUAUAUUGGGAGUUGCCUUUGGGUUUUUUUGUGCUGCAACUAUUCUCAGGAAAUCUUGAGCAAUGCACUAAGUGAUUAUACAAAAUUAUAAAAUGGGAAGAAAUAGUUUGGUGCUACAGGGCGACUCACACUCGUCAUUUAAGUGUAAGGCCAGUAGUUUCAAGAAGAUGUGACUUUUGUAUUUUAACAUUCAAAGAAAAAACAAUGAUUCAAACCUAUCGUGAGGUGAAAACAGACAAAUGAAAGUAAACUGCUGGCCUUACUGGAACCAGUCCUACUGGAAUGGCGGAGUGACAGUUGGUCCUGUUCGUGGAGGGUGUAGCUGCUCCCAGUCGGAGCAGUGUGAGUGAAUGAGGGUUAACUGAUGCCAGCUGUGAAGUGUGUGUUUCUGUGUGAGCUGUUUGUUUUCUUGGCUUCGGUGAAGGGACAUGGGGUCUGUAAUGAGCAGAGACCCCGCUAUCAGGGAUACAUUUUUUUUUGUCUUUGAGUUUUUAGUGGAACCUUCUCAGAGCUAUGAAUUUAUUGUCCCAUGUUUCAGUUCUUGUAAAGAAAAGAAAUAAAGAUAUCUAAGCUUGC